UUUCUCCAUCAUUAAUCUCUACUCAUUCGCUUCUUAUCCGCAACUUUAGCCCCCUAAAAAAACAGUAUCGGUUACCUACUCUUCUAUGUUUAACAUGGAUGUUAUGGAAUUCUUUACUGCUGGAAUUAAUCCCCCACCAUCUACCCCUCUCCACCAGUCGCCGGUCAUUGAACCGCAACGUGCGAUUACUCCAACCAUCUCCGUGUUGGAUAUUGACGAAGACAAUGGCGAAGUCCGUCACCACCACUUUGGCAUUGGCUCGAGAGAUAAACUCGCCGUUGUCACUUAUGUUGCUAAGAAGCGGGAUGAAUUUCCACCAGCCUGUGAUAUUAGCACGUAUUGGUCUGUCCCACGCAAGGCUAUUGCUACUUAUGCUGUACGUAUCCCAUGGAAUUACCUUUUGUGUUUUCGAGCUGCUAAUUUCACUCUUGAUAAUAAGGAUCUCGUCAAAACUGCGACCCAACUCGGUCUUCCUAGGAAUUCCAAGUUUACUAUCCUUCUUUCAAAUGGUUUACAGGUCCACCCCUCCUUCUGGACCCACCACGUCAACGAUGAGGACAUUGUCUACAUCCGCUUCUCCCCCGAGCGUCCAGUCUUCUUGAUGCCGCCACCAGCUUACACCCCCAUCCAUCAACACUAUAUUAAGGUCACCAUUGAUGGUCUCUGGGCUGAUUGCUCUGAGGCCAACCCGCAGCGUCUCCUCAUUGUGUGCAAAUCCGGCACUCCUCUCACCACUGGGGAAAUCCACUCCAGGGUACUCGACGCGGCGAAUAGAAUUGUGACUCAGUGUAGGUACGCUGUCGAACCGAAGGGCAAGGCUCUCGCUGGUUUUGAGAUGUUUGUGCCUGAGGUUGGUCCCAUUGACGAGAAGAUGGAGCUGGACGUGAUUAAGAUGGUGGAGGAAGGAGUCGAGAUGCAAUGCACCGCUAUUUGGAACUAAGGCUUGGUGGAUUGCUAGUAAUAUGCUAGGUUUCUAUUUGGGGAUUGUCGAUGGAUUAGAGAAAAUGUUGGCUGUUGGGUGGCAUUUACGGUCACUGUUAAAAGCACUUUUUGUUUGUGCUUUUUUUCCUUUUUUUCCCCUUAUACCCGUCUCUUGUACUUUUUUCUUGUUACUUUUCAAAGGCCUCUUGCUGUGUUGCUGUGCAGAAGGGAGGAUGCUCUGGGAGUAGGAUUCUAAUCUCGGGCCUCGUGGGCUGUUAGCUAUCCUAAGCUCGUUAUGAGGGGAUCAAUGCUUUUCUUUCAAUGACAUAUUUGUUUUUGAGGUCUACAUCACCAAUUUCGGUGAAGGGGUGCUGCGACUUAUGAGCUUGCGGAAAUUAGGCGCUGGCGAUCAUCCCAUUGAUUCGCUCGUGAAUUAUUAUUUUUUGCUAUGGAUGAGGUAUCAUACUACAGACUUACCGGUGGAGUUAACGGGGUUGGCUAGGUGCAUUACGGGGUACUUGGUAGGAACUUGAUAUGCACAGUAGGGUGAUAAUACGACGCGGGUGCUUAUCACAGUGCAUGUUUGCUGAGAAAUUGUAUGCUCGGCUCCUGACCCGCUGUCUCCACCUCCACCUUCUCGCCUUCUUUUGAAAGUGCCUAAACUCACUCAAGCUCCUUUGAAAACCC
Molecule: messenger RNA, 1608 nt
Organism: Tuber aestivum (summer truffle)
Lineage: Eukaryota; Fungi; Ascomycota; Pezizomycetes; Pezizales; Tuberaceae
Source: the annotation of a GenBank genome assembly